AUGAUGCAGUGGACGUCGCUGGUUCAGAAAGCUCAGUCCUUCAUUGACCCGGCCAACUUCACCAUCCCAAACCUCACCUCAUCCUCCGACCGAAACCCUUCGAAAUCAUCCCUCUUCCGCCAGCAAUUCCGACUUCCUGACUCGCAAAAUCCGUUGCAAGAAAUUACAGCUGAGCUCAUACUCCCUGUAUCGCACACAUCGUCUUCUGCUUCCGGCGCCCAAUCGAAGAACAUCGACCGCGGUGGCAAUCGAUAUGCGGGUAGACUGCAUCUGAGCGAACGAUUUCUCUGCUUCUCGACACAGCCCACCAGCUUCCUUCCUUCUGCCACUCUAGCCACUUCGACAUAUUGGGCUGGCCAGACGAACGGUACCGGGCCGUCUGGCAAUGGAUUUACAAUCCCUCUGUGUUCGAUUCGCCGGGUGGAGCGGUUGAACAGUCAGAGCCAUAUUUUUUCUCUAGCCUUGACCACCUGGAAUGGAGCGCUGGGCAAACAGCAGGCGCCUGGAUUCACACCCCAGAGGUUUACCAUCGAGCUGGUCGGGAGCAGGCAGGCCUGCGAACGAUUCUGCGAUGGUUUGAAGAAGAACUUACGCGAAUCUAUGAAGGAGAUUGAGAACCUGCGUUUGGUGGUAAAUGACUGCUAUUCCGAGUAUCUCCUGUCGGGCGCCAAGUCAAAGGCCCAGUCAGCUGAUGACCCUGAAGCGAGGCCACCCCCGGAUGCCGGACUGGGAAUGCUGUUUCGCUAUCCGGGUGAUGCCCGCAAACUCAGGGAUCGGAGCAAGAUGAGGCUCUGGGGAGAAUAUUUCCGAGAAAAUGGCCGCAAUGCUACGUUAAUCCGGCAACCUACCUUCCAUAAACUCAUACGCGUUGGUCUCCCCAACCGGCUUCGGGGCGAGAUCUGGGAGGUGGCCUCCGGUUCACUGAACCUGCGGCUGCGGUCGCCGAAACUUUACGAGCAGACUUUAGCGAAAUUCGAAGGCCAGGAGUCGUUGGCGAUCGACGAGAUAGAGAAAGACUUGAAUCGCAGCUUACCCGAGUAUGCGGGCUUCCAGAGCGAGGAAGGCAUAGGUCGUCUUCGAAGAGUCUUGACUGCCUACAGUUGGACGAACGCUGAGAUUGGCUACUGUCAAGCAAUGAACAUUGUUGUCGCAGCAUUAUUGAUAUACAUGUCAGAAGCCCAAGCCUUCUUUCUACUCUCUGUUCUGUGCGACCGUUUAGUGCCGGGAUAUUACUCGACCACCAUGUAUGGCACAUUGCUUGACCAGAAGGUGUUUGAGUCGCUUGUUGAGAAGACUAUGCCGAUUCUUUGGGACCAUCUGAACAAAUCUGAUGUCCAGCUGUCUGUGGUCUCUCUUCCCUGGUUCCUUUCUUUGUAUAUCAACUCCAUGCCCCUGGUGUUUGCCUUUAGAGUCCUCGAUGUUUUCUUCUUGGAAGGACCGAAAGUGCUCUUCCAGGUCGGAUUAGCAAUUCUCCGCAUCAACGGGGAGGAACUUCUUGACGUUCAGGAUGACGGGUCUUUUAUUUCAGUCUUAAAAUCCUACUUUUCACGCCUUGACGAGUCGGCUCAUCCACGGUCCGAGAAUCCAAAGCUCAGAGCUAUCACGCGGUUCCAGGAGUUGAUGGUGGUCGCUUUCAAAGAGUUCUCUCAAAUCACUCAUCAGACCAUCACCGAACAGCGUGAGAAGCACAAAGAUGCAGUUUUAGAGAAUAUCGAAAGCUUUGCUAAGCGCACAUCGAUACGAAAUCUCGGCCCUGAAAGCAAGAAAUUGAGUUCAGACGAUUUAGGAGCAAUCUAUGACCGCUAUUACGAAGUUCUCUAUGACUACCAGCAAAGGCAAAAGGUUAUCGAGGAGGAGAAGAAGCGGCAGGAGAGAAAGAAGUCGCAACGCGUUUCUGUUAUUGGACCGUCGGUGGACCGUGAAGUUGGCCGUGUGGGCCUUGGUCCUAGCCCAACUCAUAUGGAUUACAAUGCCUUCCGAGAGUUCCUCGCCGCAACCGCAAAAUGGGCUAUAGCUGAUUCUCCAGGUCCCUCCCGAAAGCAAUCCGACUCGGGCAGCUUCCGAGGACUGGGAAGACCUACCAUGAACAAACGGCCGUCGCCGGCCGACCAUGAAUUCAUGCAGCGCUUGUUUCGCAAGUGGUCAACUGACCCAGAUGAUGGCUUAAGUCUGCAGGAUGUUGUCAACGGCAUUGCACGUCUGAAAGGGCCGCGAGAUAUUAUGAACAAUAUCACUUAUUUUUUUGACCUUUAUGACGACAACGGGGAUGGCAAGGUUGAUAGAGAGGGUAUUCUUCGAAUGUCAGAAGCGCUGCUCUUUCUCUCCCGGCGGGGAUUCGACGGAACCAUCACCCCCAGUCAGAGCACUGAAAAUUUAAUGCCAGGCAAAGAAGAAGAUAAACUCAGCACGGGCGAGCGGUUUCUGGGAAGUGUGAGCUCCUUCAUACGGCGCUGCUUUGAAUAUGCCGACCCUACCAAAAAGACAUUAGAAGCUGAAAAAUUAGCCGAAACAACGGACAACCUCAACUCGUUCAGUAUUGGAGAUGAUGAGGAGGAUUUGAUAGACGUGGGUGACGACGAGGUAAAAUCCGAGUCAACCCCAAGCCCUGAGGGUGAAACGCCCGGGACGCCUUCCUUGGAGCCAACAGAACGCAAGCGUGCUCGAAGCACAUCUGAGGCGGCAAAUCCGGCUCUCGACCCCAACAACCCUCUGCAUAUCACCCUUCCCACUUUCCGGAUGGUUGUUCUAGCAGACGAAUUACUAGAGCAGUUCUUCGACAAUUACUUCCCCCAGUCCUUCCAUCUUUCCGAGCAAGGCGCGGCCGCCGCGCAACUCCCGUCCCUGUCCUCAAACCUCACAACAUUCUCUAACAUUGGAGCUGCCAAACAACAGCCAACAUCUUCUGGCCCCACAGUCGCAGGCGCCUCCGGUGGCAUCGUCCCACCAAACCGGGGACUCCGUGGCGUUUUGGAUAAUAUUGUCACUGACGGAAUCCGCAUGGCAGCCGAGGUGAAGAAGCGGAUGGACGAGGCCCAGCGCGAGCUGGAACGCAAUGCCCUUAAUCGCGACGAUGAUGACGAAGAUGAUGAGGACGACGACGGCCAUCAUGGCACCGCCCCAGCCAUUGUUGGUGGGAUUUCAUCCUGGGGUGCAGGCGCUUACGGUGCCGAUCCUGAGCGGCGCAGCGUUCGGGAAACGGAUCGGGAUCUGUUGGAAGGAGCGGAGGUUGUUAAUAUCCGCGGAAAGGAUGAUGUAUCUCUCUUGGAUGACAAAGACUCUCAUCAAGAAAGCAGUAGCGGUCAACGUACCGCCGCAGGCUCGGAUGAUAAAGUUGUCAGCAAGGUUGUGGAGUUCGAGUCUUGA
Molecule: messenger RNA, 3363 nt
Organism: Aspergillus nidulans FGSC A4
Lineage: Eukaryota; Fungi; Ascomycota; Eurotiomycetes; Eurotiales; Aspergillaceae
Exons: 3
Coding region: 1-3363 (1120 amino acids)
Source: RefSeq, a predicted model, not a curated record